This is a messenger RNA of Ochotona curzoniae (black-lipped pika), 1446 nucleotides long. It is a transcript of the gene CALCR, whose product is annotated as calcitonin receptor. NCBI's taxonomy places the organism in Eukaryota, Metazoa, Chordata, Mammalia, Lagomorpha, Ochotonidae. The record is from RefSeq and is a predicted model, not a curated record. The transcript is spliced from 12 exons. Bases 19 to 1446 code for a protein of 475 amino acids. Gene Ontology annotation, cellular component: axon; plasma membrane. Gene Ontology annotation, biological process: adenylate cyclase-activating G protein-coupled receptor signaling pathway; cell surface receptor signaling pathway; positive regulation of cytosolic calcium ion concentration. Gene Ontology annotation, molecular function: amylin receptor activity; calcitonin receptor activity.
GAGCCUCAGAAACCAAAAAUGAGGUUCACUCUUACCUGUCGGUGCUUUGCGCUGUUCCUGCUUCUGAGUCAACCAACGGCAGUGAAUCCUGCCUCCGAAAAUGACACCGAGUCCACCCUGGAGCCCGAGCCAUUUCUGUAUGUCAUAGGACGCAAGAAGCUGUUGGAUGCCCAGUUCAGAUGCUAUAACCGGAUGGAGCAGCUGCCCCCUUACGAGGGAGAAGGCCCAUACUGCAACCGAACCUGGGACGGAUGGCUGUGCUGGGACGACACUCCGGCCGGAGUCCUCACCUACCAGUACUGCCCUGAUUACUUUCCAGACUUUGAUCCAACAGAAAAGGUUACAAAAUACUGUGACGAAACAGGCGUUUGGUUUAAACACCCUGGGAACAAUCAGACCUGGUCCAACUAUACGAUGUGCAAUGCCUUCACUCCCGAGAAGCUGCAGAAUGCGUAUGUUCUGUACUACUUGGCUAUUGUGGGCCAUUCUCUGUCAAUUAUCACCUUGGUGAUCUCCCUGGGGAUUUUUAUGUGUUUCCCGAGCCUUGGUUGUCAGCGAGUGACCCUGCACAAGAACAUGUUUCUGACCUACAUUCUGAACUCGAUGAUUAUCAUUAUCCACCUGGUGGAGGUUGUGCCCAACGGAGAGCUGGUGCGAAGGGACCCGGUGAGCUGCAAGGUUUUGCACUUUUUCCACCAGUACAUGAUGUCGUGCAAUUAUUUCUGGAUGCUCUGCGAAGGGAUCUACCUGCACACGCUGAUCGUGGUGGCUGUGUUUGCCAAGCAGCGGCACCUGCGCUGGUACUAUCUCCUGGGCUGGGGGUUCCCACUGGUGCCAACCACGAUCCAUGCCAUUACUCGAGCACUCUACUUCAAUGACAACUGCUGGAUGAGUGUGGAGACCCACCUGCUUUACAUCAUCCACGGCCCAGUGAUGGCAGCUCUGGUGGUCAAUUUCUUCUUUCUGCUCAACAUCGUCCGGGUGCUAGUGACCAAGAUGAGGGAGACCCACGAGGCCGAGUCGCACAUGUACCUGAAGGCCGUGAAGGCCACCAUGAUCCUGGUGCCCCUGCUGGGCAUCCAGUUCGUCGUCUUCCCCUGGAGACCCUCCAACAAGAUUCUUGGGAAGAUCUACGAUUACCUCAUGCACUCCCUGAUUCACUUCCAGGGAUUCUUCGUGGCCACUAUCUACUGCUUCUGCAACAAUGAGGUCCAGACCACCGUGAAGCGCCACUGGACACAAUUUAAAACCCAAUGGCAGCAGCGCUGGGGACGGCGUCCCACCCACCGCACCGUGUCACGCACAGCCACUUUGGCAGCCGAGGAGGGCAGCCUCCCUGUUUACAUCUGCCAUCAGGAGCCCCAGCCCGACCCGGCCUACCACGCAGGCGACGAGGGUGCCGAGAUCAUCCCGCUGCACGCCAUCGAGCAAGAGUCAUCCGCUUGA